Molecule: messenger RNA, 914 nt
Organism: Engraulis encrasicolus (European anchovy)
Lineage: Eukaryota; Metazoa; Chordata; Actinopteri; Clupeiformes; Engraulidae
Product: EMILIN-3-like
Exons: 4
Coding region: 273-914 (213 amino acids)
Molecular function (GO): protein binding
Source: RefSeq, a predicted model, not a curated record
CGUAAAUGGCACCUAUGGGAGAGCGGAGAUAACAUGAAUUAGCUUCAAAUUGUUCUCACAGACGAGUGGAGUAAAGUGGACUCAGAGAGGAAGAGAGGAACAUGGACUGAAAAGAACUUCUGUACUUUGGGCGGAGUAACCGGCGAGGCAGCACGGUGGGGUCUCGAACGUCUCAUCUUUGCCAAUCCCAUCACUCGAGGCGACGCUCUCGCAAGUCCAGCUGCGCUCUGUGGCGCAAGAAGGGGUAAUCUGUACGAUACUUAAUUUAAAGGAUGAAGUCUGUUCUGAACAACGUCGGGUUUAUUCUGACUAUAAUUUAUCUGGAUUUAAAUAUUCCCCUAAUUUAUGGAACUCCGUCAAGAUAUAAUAUCUUUCAAGGCACUGCAUAUUCAGGCUCUUCUGCACCUCAGAGAAAUAAAAACUGGUGCGCUUAUGUGGUUCACAAGAACGUAACGUGUGCAGUUCUGGGAGCGACGGAGAGCGUUGUGGAGCCGGAACUCGCGCCUUGCCCGGUACACCAACCUGACUGUGCGCAGCGCAUGAUAUAUCGCACCCAUCUGAGGCAAAUGUAUAAGAUUGGCCAUAAACUGGUGACGGAGCUGGAGUGGAAGUGUUGCCCAGGCUACCAGGGCUAUGACUGCAUGGAGUUAAAGGAUGUGCCGCCUCACCUUAGAGAGUUGCAGCCAAACACACAACACAUCCCUGAUCAUAACAAGCAGGAGCCGAGCAUGCUGGGCCCUGAGAAGUUAGACUCCCUGCCUGGUGACCAGUGGGGUGGGCAGGGGGAGGUUCUUCCUUCCUGGGAAGAGCCAGGCCAGCGAGGGUCCGGAGGGACUCAGUCUAGCCACCCCUGGAUACAGCAGGGCAGCGGAGGAACUAAUGCUGGAAGAGGUCCAGGUAGGGCUGUGGUGUAA